GAGAUGUACGUACUUGUUGGUGUGACUUUGGUGAAGACUGACUGAGUAGCAAGGAGCAGUUAUCGAAAUGACGAGUUUUAAAGUUUCGGGGUUGUUGGUGUGCCUGUUGGCGUUGGGUGGGUGCUCUUGGGCCGCGCCGCGUCUCGAGGACAACGAAGUGAUCGGUCGUGCGGAUGACGACGGCAGCAGCUGGAAGCUGAUCUCGAAGAUCUUGUCGGACUGUGGCUCGGACGACUCGUCCCGUGUGUUGGGUUGUCUGGGAGUGAAGGUGGUGACCGCCCUCGACCGAGCGGCCCGUGCCGAGAGCAUCUCUGUCAUCCCCGGCAUCUCCCUCAUCCGAUCCGACGCCGACGAUGCCGACCGUGCCGGACGCGCCCUCCUCACCGAGGACGAGCUGCAGAACUCGCUGCCUCAGGACCCCAGUGAACGAUCCUCUCGCCUUGUUGACAUGCUGUUCGACUCAGCUAUCCGCUUCAUGAAGACUCACUCGCUGCAACUCAAGUUCCCCGAGGAAGCACCCGAAGCUCUGCAGAGGGCUCUUGAAGAAGGCAGAGGCAAGAUCAAGAAGAAGCUGUUCCCCAUCUUGAUGUUGGUUGGACUGAAAAUCUUCGCUGUGAUCCCAGUUAUUCUUGGAAUCAUUGGACUGGUUGCUGCUAAGGCUUUGGUUGUAGGAAAACUUGCGCUCAUCAUCGCCGCUAUCCUCGGUCUGCAGAAGUUCUUCGCCGGAGGCGCCGGAGCUGGUGGCUUCCCAAGCUUUGGGAAGGUGACAAGCGACGGCUGGAACUCAGGCAGCUCAUCUGGAUGGUCGUCACCCAGCAGCGGUGGUCAGGGAGGUUACUACAGGCGGUCAAUGGACGACAACAUCGCCCACCAGAUGGCGUUCAAUGCUCAAGUGCCCGACACCUACAAGACUCAGUAGUCGCCUACUCACCACUCCCUACCUCAACGCCAAACUAUUGUACAUAUAGUUUCAUAUUUACUACGUAGAGAUAACUACUAAGUCGAGACCAGAAUCCGAACCGAACGAAGUAACUCCGCCUCGAAAGUAGAAUAAUUAUUGUUUAUCGAUUGACUACCGGAGUCGAGCUUAAUCUGAAUGCUUUCAGUUUGAUGACAGUUAAAUUUGAGAUAAUAGUCACCAAGUUUUUCAAAAGACAGUUCAUGAACAAAACACUUAAUUUCUGACUGGACAUAUCGUUCAGUCAGCUUGUAAUCAGAGCACACGAGAGGUCAUUCAAAAAAAUAUGAUUGAAGUGACCCGCUAUAUCGUAAAAAAGACAAUAUAAUCUUCAUGCGAAAUCUAUCUUUGAAUAGAUCUCAUCUAUUGCAAAAACAAUACAUUUGAAUCUGCUCUGGAAAAUUAAAAAACAUACUCAGAAUUUAUUUACGACUAAUCUAAUUAGAGUAUUAUUGAUAGCAUUGUAGAUUACGCUCGAUCAUAACUAUUGUAUAUACUGUUCUUACCUGAUGAGACCUCACCAAUCAGAGGUCGCUCUAAUAAUGUAGUUAAUCAGUGUUACCAAUGCCACUGCUCCAGCACAAAUAUUAGCCUAAUUACUUGCAAAUCUGUCUGCUGCCAUUGCAUUAUUGUAGAAUUUAGAACUGUAAUUUUAUUUUUAUCAUGUUGCUCUAUGGAUACGUGGCGAUGUUAGCAUAGUAAUUGCUCACAGUCGUCUACGAACAAUGUAAACUCCAAGAGUUGUGUUAUGUAUUGUUGAUUCAAUAUAAUUUAUUAAUUUAUUAUA
Nilaparvata lugens (brown planthopper) is the source of this 1745-nucleotide messenger RNA. RefSeq lists its product as uncharacterized. The record is from RefSeq and is a predicted model, not a curated record. The transcript has 3 exons. NCBI's taxonomy places the organism in Eukaryota, Metazoa, Arthropoda, Insecta, Hemiptera, Delphacidae. The coding region runs from base 68 to 919 and encodes 283 amino acids.